AUGGCACAGAUCGAUCCGUACUUCAUAGAGUCCCAUCUACUGCAGAUGCUUCUUGGCCUUUACUCGUCCUCCAACUCAGCUUAUCUCGUGCCAAUCUCCCCUCUCUCCUACAUCUCGUCUUCUCUCUCGCCAACCGAGGUUUCUUCGACUAGUCCUCCCCUUGCUCCAGAUCCCGAAGUCGCAAUCCAAUCAAUCCGAAUCACUUCGCCUUCCGACACUCUAUCCUCCUCCGAGCCCACUACCUUAACCGCUCACUCGACACAGAUCCCGUCGAUUGAUGUGGCUCUGAUCCACGCCGCUCUUGACAUGAUUUGGACAUGCCUACAAGAGCUACGUUACUGGAAAUACUAUCUGAGCUCCAGUUUCUCAUCAGUUACUGUUGUAAUAUACUGCUAUGAUACCAGGAUCUCCAUGUCCGCCUUUGAUAGACAUACCUGUACUGAGGGUGAGCUGGACGAAAGCGGCAGGGGCAAACAGACAUUAUCACAGGGGCAUCGUGCACCAUGUGGCCGACAUAGGGACAAGUGGCAAGCCCCUGGAUCACCAGACGUUGAAAAUUGA
Protopolystoma xenopodis is the source of this 561-nucleotide messenger RNA. The record is from the annotation of a GenBank genome assembly. Lineage: Eukaryota; Metazoa; Platyhelminthes; Monogenea; Polystomatidea; Polystomatidae.